Acaromyces ingoldii is the source of this 576-nucleotide messenger RNA. Its product is annotated as putative RPL28-60S large subunit ribosomal protein L27a.e. Gene Ontology annotation, cellular component: cytosolic large ribosomal subunit. NCBI's taxonomy places the organism in Eukaryota, Fungi, Basidiomycota, Exobasidiomycetes, Exobasidiales, Cryptobasidiaceae. Gene Ontology annotation, biological process: translation. Bases 21 to 464 code for a protein of 147 amino acids. The transcript is spliced from 3 exons. The record is from RefSeq and is a predicted model, not a curated record. Gene Ontology annotation, molecular function: structural constituent of ribosome.
UUCUCAAGAGACCGACAAAGAUGCCCACCAGGUUCAGCAAGAACAGGAAGGCGCGAGGACACGUUUCGGCUGGUAACGGUCGUAUCGGCAAGCACCGCAAGCACCCAGGUGGUCGUGGUCUCGCCGGUGGCCAGCACCACCACCGAAUCAACAUGGACAAGUACCACCCUGGUUACUUCGGAAAGGUCGGUAUGCGCCACUACCACUGGACCAGGAACUCGUACUACUGCCCCGUCAUGAACCUUGACAAGCUCUGGACCCUCGUUCCCGCCGAGCAGCGCAAGGGGCUCACGGCUGACAGCAAGGAGGUUCCCGUCAUUGACGUCGUCGCCGCCGGUUACAGCAAGGUGCUGGCCAAGGGCCGUCUGCCCCAGCUGCCGUGCAUCGUCAAGGCUCGUUGGGUUUCGGAGUUGGCAGAGAAGAAGAUCAAGGAGGCCGGCGGUGUCGUCAAGCUCGUCGCAUAAUUCUCCUCGAUUUCCUAGCUUCUCCUAUCGCCUCUCUCUCAUCCUCCCAAAACGAAGAGCUCGAGACUCGCAUGUACAAACUAACACACUCACAUCCACACAACUAUAUGCC